AUGCGGCGUUUUUUAAGGAAACCGCUGCUUUAUUCAAGACAGCGUAGGUUUCUCGUGGAUCCGCAGCUUUUCUUUGAGCUUUAUGGGAGAAAACCUGAUAGUACAGAUGAACCCACAGUGAGUGCGAAUUCUGCGGGUGAUGAUCACUCUUUACCGUCUGAGUCAUCACCGAUGGGAAUACACGCACUUGGUGAGUUCUUUUCCCAUCUUUACGCAACACCAAAUGAGAGUCUUAAUCGUUCCGUUGUUGUAAAUGCAUUGGAGGCGUUAAAUACAUCUUUAUCACUCCCACUUAACCGUCGAGCUCGCUUCAGUGAACAACACUGUAUAUAUGCAAGAGAUGUAUGGAAGUAUGGUGAGAGGUAUGAUUUUCAUAUCGCUGCAUUAUAUGUUUCUGUACUAUAUUAUGGUGGGAAAUAUGAUGAGGUGAUUCAGUAUGUAGAAAAACACUGGUCAUCUGAAACAAUAUCAAAAGUAGCAUCAUCAAGUACACUUGACGUGAAGGAUACAUGUCAUGCUUUACGGUUGUUUACUGUAUACGUACUUUCCUGCUCAAAGAGUAAAAAUCAUCUUAAUACUUUUAUUAUUAGUAGAGUGAAAGAAGUGGCUGAAGGUUCAAUACGUAUUUUGAAAAGUAGUACAUCAACUGAGACUGUACGUGAGUAUACUCUAUUAUUAUACUCAUUGGAUUGGUAUUUUGUUCAUACUGAUUAUGUUAAUGAACGAGAAGUUCUUUCUUCUAUUUUUAUACCCUUAUUACCUAAAAAAUUAACUCCUUAUCUUUUCAUUACAUCAUCUGAUAUUUCUGAUGAUGUAAGAAAAGGUUUAACUCCUUCUAUUCUCUUUCAAAAUGGUAAACGACAUGCAAAGGAUGGAGAUAAAGAAGGUAUUCAACGACUUUUCAGAGAUUGUCAAAGACGUGAAGAAAAGAAUGAAGGAUUUCGUUUAUUUCUACUUUCCCCACAAUUGGGAGAAUUAAUGUCUCAGAUUUCAGGUAUGGAUGAUCGUGUAAUGUCAGAAGUUGUUACAUUUUGUGGAACUUCUUUGAGUUGUGAGGCACUCAGUAAAAUUGGUUUAAAAGAACGCUCUCGAUCUAAAGUUCUACAAGUACUUGGAAAUAUGAAAGGCCCAGAAGCUUAUUUUGCGGCUCGUCAAGUUCUUUUUCACCAGAAUAUAGAAGAAUCAUUAGUAUUUCAGCAAAAAUAUGGAGAUAUCCUUUCUGGAGAUCCACAACUUGAAUGGCAAACGGCAUUAAAAUCAAUGAAAGAGUCUCUUGCAUCUGGUGAUAUGAAGUGGCGUAAUAAAUUGCCAACUGUAUUGCGUUUAUUAAGUGAUGCGGGUGAAACUGGAAAAUUCUUUAAUCUUCUUCGUGAAAGUCAUAGUGAAGGUGAGAAUGGAUCUCUUAUGAUAGCUUCUGCGUUAGCACAAACUGUUCGUCGUUCUGAACGAUGGUGGCAUGCAUUAGAAGUACUGGACGUGAUUGCCACCUGUGAACAUCCUCGAACCGUUGAGGAUGAUUUAUUUCUUAAGGAUGCUUGUCUACAAACUAUGUAUGCCUUGAGAGAUGCCAAACGAUGGAAAGAAGCACUUCAUUUUUAUAAUUCUCUCGUACCUGUAAUGCCAGAAUCUGCACAUCGAGUUCUCUGUUCUGUUGUGUGUGGAAUGCCUGCCUCUUCACCAUGGCAAGAGGCGUUAUCAACAGUACAAAAGUAUGGUGAAGUACCUGAAAAGUUUUUGACGACUCUUCUCUGUGCUAGAAAUCCUGAUCAAGUGGAUAUUUCACAGCAAGUAAAUCCUCGUUCUUGGCGAUAUAUUCUUCAAGGAUAUGCUGAUGGUGGUCAUUGGAAACAUGCUUUGCAGUUUAUUAAAAAGAUGAAACAUGUGGAUUUUAAUGCAUGGGUUUCAGUUCUUAGAGCAGCACAACGUGCACCAUUUGGUUCACUCUCUUCAAACAUUUUUGAAUCUCUUGAUGAAAAUGUUUGGAAUAAUACUGCUUUAUUGAGAUUAACUGUUUUAGUGGCAGAAGGACACGGAUAUUGGAAAGAACUCUAUAAAAAUAUGGAAAAAUACAAGAAUAAUUCCUCAACUUCUGAAUAUCAUGCAUUAGUAGGUUUUUUUAUUGAUGGAACUCUACCUUCUACGGAGAUGGUAUUUACAGAUGAGUAUGUUAUUCACCGAUUACUAAUGUUUCCUAUACCUUUUGUAAAAUCUUUAUCCAUAAAUAUUUUGUGGACAAGGAAAACUCGAGAUAUUUUUAAUAAUACAUAUCAAAAAGAUAUGAAAGCUUUUAUUCAAAAUCAUUAUAAGGUUCAUCUUUCCUGUUUGCCAAAGAAAAAGAAGAAUCAAUAUGAUACACAAAUUAAUGUUUUUACACUUUCUUCUAUUGCUCCUCAGGCACCUUUAACAGGAAAUAAUACACUUGUAACCGUAUUGGAUCAUCUUAUAGUGGCAUAUAAACCACCUGGUAUACUCUCACAUAGUUUUGCCCGUUCAGUGGCUCAAAAAGGUCAAGUGGGUACAAUGUACUCUCUUGCCUAUUUACUUCCUCCUUCUUCUUGUGGUUUAAUUGCAUUAAUAGACUCUUCUAUUCCCACUAAAUCUAUACAUUUAGUGAUGAAAGUCUUGUUACGAUUGUGUGCAGUAGACGCAGUGUCAUUACCUCUCUUGUCCACAGAGUUUUUCGUUUUGUAUACGAUGGAAGUAUUAGAAGGUCCUUCUUCUGAUGGUUGUAUUGCCGUUAUGGCUACAUGCUGUUCUGAUCAAGAUGGACUACUCGCCGGAUCACUGUACCUCCUACAAGAGAGUAUUGUAUCUGAGGGAUGGAGAAUUAUAGGGUCAGAUGAGGAAAAGGGAAAAAAUUCUACUGUUAAUGGUGAUUCUAUACACCUCGCAGAGCUUUGUGUUUUUAUUCAGAACACAAAUAUUGAAGGGUUUCCCAUGCAUUUUACUAUUUCUCGUCCCCCUUCAUGGAUCAAACUAUUGCCAGAGGAAUGA
Trypanosoma theileri is the source of this 2994-nucleotide messenger RNA. RefSeq lists its product as uncharacterized. Bases 1 to 2994 code for a protein of 997 amino acids. Lineage: Eukaryota; Euglenozoa; Kinetoplastea; Trypanosomatida; Trypanosomatidae. The transcript has a single exon. The record is from RefSeq and is a predicted model, not a curated record.